This is a messenger RNA of Chilo suppressalis (striped riceborer), 4548 nucleotides long. NCBI's taxonomy places the organism in Eukaryota, Metazoa, Arthropoda, Insecta, Lepidoptera, Crambidae. The record is from the annotation of a GenBank genome assembly.
AUGUCUUCGAUGCCUGGAGACAUGUGUAUAUCUCAAGUUGCCGAUAAUGCAUGUCAAAUGGUCAAACAAAAUAUGUCAUCUUCUGAAGAAAAAUCUGAAUAUACUUCCAACGUAUCAUAUGCAUCCGCUAUGACAACAAUGUCAACUGCUACAACGACAUCCUCGAAAUCCAAGUAUUUAAUGCACUCUCAACAAAUUCAGGCAAGCCAGAGUAGUCAUGUCUUUCAAUCAUCAUCAGCAAAAACCUCAGCAGAAAGCCAAAGCUUGACCAUGUAUCAGUCACAAACAAGUCCUCCAGUUCAAAAAUCUUUUGAAAAUCCUGUCGAUAAAAUCGAUCAAUUUAAAGAAAAGACCGAAGCCCAAACUACAGUCAGUUCUUCAGAAUUCAUGGUCACCAAAGAAUCAGAAUCAAUUACUACGUUUGCAACUACAGAAAAUGAACAAAAUACUAACUCAAAUCUUAUUGUGACGAAAGCUAAUAAUGAGAAAGUAAACGAUAAACCAGUUUCUGAAGAAAAAAAUCUUGGCGCAGUUACUUCUUCUGAUACUUCGAAUAAAAUGUCCGAAACAUUAGUUGCCGAUAUUUCUGCAAAAGGAAAUCAAUCGAAUGAAGAUCAACAAUUACAGGAAAAAGAGAUUCCUGAGAAAUCCUUGAAAAAUACUCUCAAUGAGAAUGCUUUAGCUUCCCACGAAAGGACUGUAUCAAAAGAAUCUGCUACUGUUUGCAAAAAUAUUAAGAAGGAAUCAGUUGGAGAAAAAGUUGUACAGUUUAAUACAAAUGUAAAAGAAAUAACCCCAGCAAUCAACAGUGGACCAGAAAUGCCAUUAGUUGAAGCGUUAACCAUAGUGCCUGACAGGCCUUAUUCACCAUUGACUACUAAUUUAUCGAAUCCAGCUCAAUCUAUUUCUGAACCUAUUCCUGUUCCUAAUGAACCUGAAAUACCAACAAAUAUAAAUAAUAGUGUUGAAAAACGGGAAGUGCAAUUACCAUCAGCACCGUCUCCAGUGUUUACACAACAAACAAAACGCGGUAUAACUCCCAUCCCACCGAUUAAACCAUAUAAUCCUCCUGAAAGUAAAGACACUCCUAUACCGAUGCCUCCCGAGACUAAACCGUAUAUACCCCCAGAUUUUAAGAUAAAUAUUGAACCAAGGAUGCCAAGAGAAGAAACAUCUUCUCCUUUAAUAGACGCAUUAACAACCGCACCAAAUAGACCAUUUACACCUAUUCAAACACAGAAUAUAGAACGAGGUUCCCUUAGAGAAGCUUUAACUAUUGCUCCAGAGCGCCCUUACAGUCCAUUACCCUUAAAUACAGGAACGCAAUCCAACUAUAGUCACUACACCUCCACUUCUGCAGUACAAGUACAAUCUACUUCUACGGAAAUCAUUAGACCAAUUGCAACCCAAACUACAACACAGCAUACUAAUGAUUUUCAUUCUGAAUUUUCAUCUAUGCAAAACACUCACCAAUUACAAUCGUUAUCAAAUAUGUCUGCAUUUAAACCAGUAGCAAAACAAGUAUUUCCACCACCACAACCUGAACAGUCCUGUAAACUUGCUACUUUUCCUCCUAUUAGCGAUGAAUUAAAAACUAGUUUUGAAAAAUCAACACGAACCAAACAAGAUAUGUUAUUAACAGAGUCGAAAGUGGCUCAACAAUCAGUGGUAACAACAAGCAGCAUCAGUACAGCUUCACAAGGCUAUUCGUCGGUAAAAAGUGCCCAGCAAUUUUUCGAAACACUAGAUCAAAGAGAAUCUUUUUCCUCAACAGCUGUUAGAUCUAAAUCUGGAUUGCAAAAACCCGAUAAAAUACCACCAUACCAGAAACACUUCGAACAGUUGCCAUCACAAAGAGGUAUUACGCCAGAAAUAUGCAAUGCUCCAGCAGUUUUUCAACGACCAGUAACUCCGACUACAGAACCCCCGAGGAAAUCAAGAGAAAAAUCACAAGAACCUAAGUCCUUUACGUCAAGUGUUUCAUUAGAAACGACUACUUCGAAACCAUCAGUGAAAACACCAGUACAACCGCUUCAUACACAAUUCCAAAGAACUACUCCUAUUUCUAUGACUUUCCAACCUGUGACAGAUGAAAACUUUUAUAGGGCUUCUCCUGCCCGUAGUAGUCGUCCGACUACGCCUAGUUUAAUAAAUAAACCUGCACCAAUAAUACCACAUUACCAAAUGAAUCUAGUAACUGUAGAACAUACGGCACCCGAAUGUCAUUUAUAUGAUCCUUCUAGUAGGGAAGGUAGUCGUUCGCCAACACCAAGAUUAAGAUCCAAGUCUCCGGCUCAAGGUCCACCACCAAAUCCUUUAAAAGCCCAAGCACCUCGGCUUAAAGAAAGUACUCCGCAACGUCAAUCAGGCCAUACACUUCUUACUCAAGCUACUUCAAACUUAAGAAAAGAACAUGAAAUGUCUCAGAAAGAUAUGAGAAUCAAUAGCGGGGAAAUAUUGAAUACUGUCAGUAGUUGGGCGCAGAAUCAACCUAUGAUCGAGGAGCAGAGACAUUCUAAUAUUGGCUAUAAAAGUGAAAGUUACAAGAAACAAGACAUGAACAUCAAAGAAGACUCGAUGAUAAAUCAGAAUUAUGGCCAGAGAAAAAUGCAAUCACAAAAUGUAACAGAAUACGGCAACACAACUGUGCAAACGACUAGAAAAACUAUCGAAGAAUUUGAACGGACUCAAUCUGCGAAGACCAUAGAAAUCCGAACAGGUGGCUCGUCCUCAUCAGCGGGAUAUACCCAAAUUGAUUCCAAUGUUAGACCAACCAGUAUAAACCCUAAGCAAGUAUUUCCACCCCCUAUCAUGAGUAUGCCCGCAACCCAGCAAGUUUCAUCUCUUAACCUGACUAAUGAAAGUUUGGUCAAUGCUAGUAGAACAAUAGAAAGUUGUCAACCAAAUCCUUCGAUUUCUGGUGCUAACCAAGGUCCAGAGUGUGAUCCUACCCCCUCGACAGGUUCCAGUGUAGGAGCUGCCGCUCGUGGCAAAACUUUUGGUGUUUCUUCGGCACCCAAACGUGGACGAGGGGUAUUGAACAAAGCUGCGUUGCCCGGCUCUAGGGUGCCUCUUUGCGCUUCCUGCAAUGGCAACAUUAGGGGACCAUUUAUCACGGCUUUGGGUCGCAUUUGGUGCCCAGAGCAUUUUAUCUGCGUGAAUGCUUCCUGCAGACGUCCUCUCCAGGACAUUGGCUUCGUUGAAGAGAACGGACAACUGUACUGCGAAUACUGUUUCGAACAGUACAUUGCACCAGCAUGUGACAAGUGUCACGCUAAGAUAAAAGGCGACUGUUUGAAUGCAAUAGGAAAGCAUUUCCAUCCGGAAUGCUUCAACUGCGUUUACUGUGGAAAGUUGUUCGGUAACAAUCCAUUCUUCCUAGAAGAUGGUUUGCCAUACUGUGAAGCAGACUGGAAUGAGCUGUUCACGACGAAAUGUUACGCUUGCGGCUUCCCCGUGGAGGCGGGCGACAGGUGGGUCGAGGCGCUCAACAAUAACUACCACAGUCAGUGCUUCAACUGCACGGUGUGCAAAAAGAACCUCGAAGGACAGAGUUUCUUCGCCAAGGGAGGUCGGCCUUUCUCUCCUGAAACGCCUUCACCACAACGGACGAGGAAGUUGGAAACGCCCCUCCACUUCGAUGGAGGGCUGUUUUCCGACAUAAGAAGUAAAGAUGGAAAGUUACUCAGCAAAGUCACCGUUGAUCGACUACACAGUUCAACGCGCCAUGAUAUCACAGAUUCUCCUAGUGUCUUUGAGAGUAUCGGAUCACACGGUAACAGAGAUUACGUUAACGAUGUCGUUAAAACUGAAACGAUUACCAACGAAGAUGUAAUAAAGGUUAAAUUCACACCCGUUCCACCUGAAAUAGACUCUCCUCGAUUACUCACUCCGUCACAAUUUCACGUAAGCAAAACCAAGACUCCAGUGGAGUACUUAAAAGAUGAUUAUGAAGAUUUACAGAGCUAUAAGAUUGUAAGUUCUUUGUGUAAGGAGAAACAGUUCGAAACCGAUAUAACAAAGAUCAAGGAGAAAAGUUUUGAUCAUAUGGUUGCUUCUGAGCCACUGAAACGGUCUCACAGCCCGCUGGCUAACUUCUUAGUUCCUAAACAAAUGACGAAAAUUGAUACUUAUUUACAAGAAAGUUUAGAUGCAUGUUUACCAAGUGAAGAUAGAAAACUGAUCACUCCCAUACAUGUUAAGUUAGAAGGAGACACCACUUUGGAAAGUAAAGAAACAUUAAAACGUGAAACCAAGGAGGAAACAUACACUAUGGAAUCUUUUGGUAGUUAUCAAGUUGAAAGAAAAGUAAAUACUUAUCAGACUGUGUCAGAAGUAACGCAUAAUCCAGAUAUCUCUGCAAAGCCCACUGACGAAAUAGUUUCAAAGAACAUUAUCAAAAUAAACAGUGUCAAGGAAAAUCAAGGAGUCCUGAGAGCUAUAUAUAAUAUGCCAAUACAUUAUCAUGCAGCAAUCCUGUGUUUUAUAUUAAUUGUAUAUAAUCUUAUAUUUCAGUAUAUUAAAAAGAACUGUCAUGGUCAAAAGUAA